GCCACUAUUUUUUUUUUUUUGUUCUCACCUGAAAAUCCAAAGGUCGAUGAAAUAUUCAUCACAGGCCAAGUUUCUGAAAAGUUUGUCGGUCAGACAGUUCGACAAUGUGUGUGUGAAUCUGUCACCACGUCUGCUUGCACGCGCACGUCCUCUAGAGAUCACAAGCUCGCUGUCGGUGCCACGCAUGCGCACCUGGCAAGACGUAGUGAGGAAUCAAGAAGCGCAGGUGAGCAGCAUGUACACCAGGAACAUGAACUACGGGUGUACACAGGGACACACCCGGGAUUGUUAGACUGUGGCACGUACACACGAGCUUCUAUUGCGGAUCUGUUGCUGUCGUCUGUGAAUAUGUCAUCGAUUCUGCUGGUGUUGCUCUUCUUUCAACUUCGACCUUGUACAGGUGCUGUCUAUGAAGCCCGAAGCUUGGUCCUGUUCAAAGCGGGCAAACGAUGGAAUGAGGCUCGAAAUGUGUGUGCUCAGGGGAAUGGUUACCUAGCAACAGCAGACAAGUAUACCAUGUCCAUUCUGCUGCAAACCAAAAACAAUGGUGUCAUCUCCAUGUGGGACAAUGUUUGGAUCGGACUGCACACCGCUGACCCCGUGUACAACAUGUUAAGUGCUAAAGGCUUUGUAUGGGAGGACUGUCAGAUGCUAGGAGACUGGACCAACUGGCAGGCAGACCAACCUUCAAACCGUUACAACAACUGGUGCGUGCGCCUCCAAUUCUCAGACAAUUUAAAGUGGUAUCCAGAACAGUGCACUAGCCAGGCCCACUUCCUAUGUCAGUACAACAGAGGUAUGUAAAGGUGUCUAUUGUUCUCACCAUGGAAACUGCAUCUGUUGAAAUCAAUCUAUUGAUGAUACGAUUCCAUUGUCCCCUAAAAGGCAACAGUGUGUGA
Molecule: messenger RNA, 899 nt
Organism: Pomacea canaliculata
Lineage: Eukaryota; Metazoa; Mollusca; Gastropoda; Architaenioglossa; Ampullariidae
Exons: 3
Coding region: 349-804 (151 amino acids)
Source: RefSeq, a predicted model, not a curated record